Messenger RNA from Ceraceosorus guamensis, 1677 nucleotides. RefSeq lists its product as hypothetical. Bases 77 to 1573 code for a protein of 498 amino acids. The record is from RefSeq and is a predicted model, not a curated record. Gene Ontology annotation, biological process: protein folding; protein stabilization. Gene Ontology annotation, molecular function: protein kinase binding; protein-folding chaperone binding; heat shock protein binding. NCBI's taxonomy places the organism in Eukaryota, Fungi, Basidiomycota, Exobasidiomycetes, Ceraceosorales, Ceraceosoraceae. Gene Ontology annotation, cellular component: cytoplasm. The transcript has 5 exons.
GUGGUCUUUCACCUCACUCCUCCUCAAAUUCUCGCUAUCCUUUCUUCAGAGCAGCCAGUCUUUAACGUUGCCCAAAAUGCCGCUCAAUUAUGCCAAGUGGGACGCUUUGGAGCUUUCGGACGAUAGCGAUGUAGAGGUCCAUCCCAAUGUGGACAAAAAGUCCUUCAUCAAGUGGAAGCAGAGGGAUAUUCACGAGAAGCGGGCUCAAGCCAAAGCUGAUAUGGAAGGCUUGCAAAAGGAAUUGGAACUGAAUGCGAAUCUGGAUGGUCAGCUUAGCAAGGUCAUCGACGAUCUUGGAAGCACCGGCUCCUCUUCCUACUCGCAGCUCGUUUCGCGCUUGACAGGGGAGCGCGAAUCUUCCGGCAGAGCUUCUUCUGCUCCCUCGCCCGAAGACAUGGUCCUCUCGCUGCUCUUGCAAAUCAACGAGGAAUCUCGCGUAAAGGGCAAGUCAGGCCUGGAAUUGGAUGAUGCUCUCAGUCAAGCUGUGAAGGAUCAUCGCGCAAAGUUGGCUCAGAGAACAAAAGAUGCGAAGCAGGAAUUGGACAAGCUGAAGGAGGAUGAGAAGCGCAAAAUUACCAGCGAGGGCAUCAAAGAAGGCUGGAGCUCAGGACAUGUCACCAAAGCUGAGGAAGCAGCACCUUCCUCAAAGACGCCUUCGCAAAAAAAGACAGAGACGACGUACGAGACGAUCAAUUCUCCCAGUUCUUCCAGCGUCGCCGCCCCGGCAGGCAAAGCAGCCACGGAAGAUCCAGACGACGAUGCCGAGGUGCCUACGCUCUCGAGCACAAUGUCCCGAUUCAUCGAUCUGGAUCCACCCUGCAUUUCCUCUUCCAUCCCAUUCGCCACCGCCUCUCUACCCCCGACUUGGAAUCCCAAGAAAGAUCUCUCGGUCGAUGCUUUUGAGAAAGCAUAUGCUUUCUUGAGGGACAAUCGCAAGGAACUCAUCAGACCUGGCGUAACCGAUGCGCUACUGGUGGAAGCCUUCCAGGCUUGUAUGCGCGGAGACCGGAAGAGAGGCAGGCGAGCUACUGAAAAGGGCCUCAUGCUCCAGUAUUGCGACAAGUUGGGAAAGGACGGCGUGAUGCUCUUCUUCCAGCGCAUGCGAGGAACGGACGGGCGGGCCGCAGCGGUCUACUUCAACGACGUGCUGAGCACGUUUGCCCGCAUAUACACGCGCUCGCAGCAAUUGGCAGCCGAGCAAUCCAACACGAGCUCGUCAGCGGAUGGAGCAGGUCAAGAACAGAUUCAGCUAGUCGCCGAAGAUCCGUCCACCAUCAUCGGUUUUGAGGUGCCCGAUGGUCCACCCCCUGAUCACAUCGAGUUGGAGGGCGAAGGAACAGAGGGCAUGGAUGUAGAGAAAGUCAGAGAGUUCCUGCAGAAGAGAUGGGAUAUAUUCGCGGCGUUCACUGAUGAGAUGAAGGAAGCUUUGAAGAGCAAAGAGUUGGACAAGGUGAACAAGGUGCUCGGAGAAAUGCCGGUCGAAGAGGCUGAAGAGUUGGUCGCCAAGCUCGAUGAGGCUGGCAUUUUGAGCUUCAGCUCUAGCGAGGUCCGAGAUGAGACUGGCAAAGCUUAGACUGUUCGCAAUGAUCACGAACAUCGAAGCACUCGAUCGAUGCUAUGUUGUCUCGUAUCGAGCAUUGCUGAGCGCGGCGUAGCUAUCAAAUGACUUUUGCGAGU